Linum trigynum is the source of this 4258-nucleotide messenger RNA. The record is from the annotation of a GenBank genome assembly. NCBI's taxonomy places the organism in Eukaryota, Viridiplantae, Streptophyta, Magnoliopsida, Malpighiales, Linaceae.
UCUAAAUAAGAUUAUCAGAUUCAAUUGAAAAAAAAAAAAAAGAGUUUCCUUCACUAAAAUUAUCCAACCGUAUUUAUUUGUUCCUUAGCCGAAUAUGAGCUGUACCAGAUUUUUCUAGGGACCAAAACCCUUUUCUUCCAUCGCUUUUCUUGUGUUCCCCCUUUUUCUUUUAUUUUCAGCAAAUAAAAAUUUAUCUCGACUCUCUACUAUUGGCCUUGCUUCUGCUGCAUGGCUGCAGUUUGUUCUCUCGUGCUGUCACUCCUCCUUCUCCCUCCGUCCUUUGCCUCUGCCAGCCAAUUUCCCUGUCUUCCCCUUUCCUUUCCCUCCGUCGCCCUGUAAGAUUUUUCUGAUUCUCUCAAUUUUUUUCCCAAACACCGAGAAGAGAAGAGAGUCAGCGCGCGGCUGGAAGCCACAAUCCAAAACCUGGCCCAAAAUAUCGCGCUCCGCUUAACUGCUGCAACUUGCUUCCCUUUCCCCUCCCCCACCACCACUGUCCUCGCCACAUCGCCAUCACCAUAUAUAACCCAAUCCAACGACACAGAUCCCUCUCUCUCUCUCUCUCUCUCUCGCUCUCGCUCUCCACAUUCCCCGUUAACUUCCCCCCCGGUAGUAACCGUUUCUGAUUCUUCGCGUUCACAAUCCGAUUCUCUACAGUGAUUGGAAUUCGAUCAAUGCAAGCCAACGUCGCCGCCGCUCGCCGGUGAUUCUUUCUUCUUUCGUCGAAGCAGGAUCAAGAAAGCAUUCUUUGAGAACGACCGGUAGGCAAGGUGUUUGCUAGAUUGCGUCAAUGGCCGUCUGAAGACUCGCAUAAGAGAAAGCUUCGUCUCGACGUGUGAGUAUUUGUUCUUUCUCUUGCAAUGUCAAUCAAUCCAGUGGGAAAGAUCACUUCAGAAUGUGGCGUUGGUUCUCUCUGAUUCAUUCUUCAAUCUUGUUGAGAAGGAUCAAGUGAGCGCUCGGGAAGGCGAAAGAACCGUUCGCGACUGUGUUUUCGCGCUCGGACGGCCUGCAGGGAAGGUGUUUGCUUUAUUGUGUCAAUGGCCGUCUGAAUUCUAGCAGAGUCUGAUAACAACUAACGUCUCUACUGGGUAGGUUUCUUUUUCUUCAUCUUCUUCUUGCAAUGACAUUCAAUUCUCUAGACUUAUGAUUCACAAUGUGCUAAAGAUUGCAGGGUUUUCUUUGUUUGUUUGCUUCUUUCUUGUUCGUUCGGUCCAGAAACAAAGCGCAUGCCAGGGAAUAAUUACUGUCCGAGUCCUACCACGCCGAGAACAAGACUAGAGAGGCUUCUGAGGGAUAGAGAGCUUCGGAAAUCCAGCCGAGUUUCCACUCCCUCUGAGGAGAUAGGAGAUACUCUAUCGGAAGCCGAUUUCUUCUCCCAGGAUUCCAUUUUAUCUUGCCAACUAAGCGACGAGCAGCAGGAUUUCGAAGGAUUGUUGGAAGGUUCUCCUCCGCAAGAUGUGCGGCCUCGUAAACAAAGAUUGCUGGUGGUUGCCAACAGGCUCCCCGUUUCUGCAACUCGGAUGGCUGAUGAUGCGUGGCAUCUUGAGAUCAGUGUGGGCGGCUUAGUCAGUGCACUUUUGGGGGUGAAGGAGUUUGAUGCCAGGUGGAUUGGCUGGGCCGGUGUGCACGUACCUGAUGAAAGUGGACAGAAGGCACUAACUGAGGCAUUGGCCAAAAAGAGGUGCAUCCCUGUUUUCCUUGAUGAAGAUACUGUUCACCAGUACUACAAUGGCUACUGCAACAAUGUCCUGUGGCCUCUUUUCCAUUAUCUGGGUCUUCCCCAAGAAGACAGACUCUCGACCACCCGUAGUUUCCAGUCCCAGUUUGAUGCCUACAAGAGGGCGAAUCACAUGUUUGCUGAUGUUGUGAACGAGCAUUAUGAGGAGGGAGAUGUCGUUUGGUGCCAUGAUUACCAUCUGAUGUUUCUCCCCAAGUGCUUAAAAGAGCACAACAGCAAAAUGAAGGUUGGGUGGUUUCUCCACACGCCUUUUCCUUCAUCGGAGAUACAUAGGAUGCUGCCAUCACGUUCAGAUCUCCUGCGAUCCGUUCUGGCUGCUGAUUUAGUUGGGUUCCACACUUAUGAUUACGCAAGGCACUUUGUCAGUGCAUGUACUCGCAUCUUGGGACUUGAGGGGACACCUGAAGGAGUAGAAGAUCAGGGGAGGCUUACUCGUGUUGCAGCGUUCCCUAUUGGGAUAGAUUCAGAUAGAUUCAUCCGAGCUCUAGAGCUUCCGAAAGUCAAGGAGAGUAUGAAAGAUCUGAAAGAAAGAUUUGCUGGCAGAAAGUUAAUGUUAGGUGUUGAUCGUCUUGAUAUGAUCAAAGGGAUACCCCAAAAGAUUUUGGCAUUUGAGGCUUUUCUGGAGGAAAAUCCACAAUGGCGUGAAAAAGUAGUGCUUCUGCAAAUUGCUGUGCCCACAAGAACAGAUGUUCCUGAGUAUCAAAAGCUUACAAGCCAAGUUCAUGAGAUUGUUGGACGCAUCAACGGAAAAUUUGGGACCCUUACCAGUGUUCCAAUUCACCAUCUGGAUCGAUCACUUGACUUUACAGCUCUAUGUGCACUAUACGCUGUUACCGAUGUGGCACUUGUUACGUCAUUAAGGGACGGAAUGAAUCUUGUCAGCUAUGAGUUCGUCGCCUGCCAGGCUGCCAAGAAAGGGGUCCUCAUUUUAAGUGAGUUUGCUGGAGCAGCACAGUCGCUUGGAGCUGGAGCACUUUUGGUCAACCCAUGGAAUAUCUCAGACGUUGCUACAUCGAUUCGUUAUGCUCUGAAUAUGUCAGAAGAUGAAAGAGAGAAGAGAUUCCACCACAACUUCAUGCAUGUGACGACUCAUACAUCACAAGAGUGGGCUGCAACCUUCGUCAGUGAACUGAACGACACUGUGGUUGAAGCACAGCUAAGGACAAGGCAGGUGCUUCCUGUCCUUCCAAUCGACACUGCAGUUUCCCGCUACACCUGCUCCCACAAUCGCUUGCUUAUACUGGGGUUUAAUGGAAGUUUAACCGAACCAGUAGACUCUUCUGGUAGAAGAGGUGGUCAAAUUAGAGAGCUGGAACCUAGACUGAACCCUGAACUGAAAGAACCUUUGAAGAAGCUGUGUGGUGAUGAAAAGACGACUGUCAUUGUCCUCAGCGGAAGUGAUCGAUCAGUCCUAGAUAAUAACUUCGAGGAAUUCAAUAUGUGGUUAGCAGCAGAGAAUGGGAUGUUCUUACGCCUUACGAGUGGCGACUGGAUGACAACAAUGCCUGAAAAUCUCAACAUGGACUGGGUUGACAGCGUAAAGCAUGUUUUCGAGUAUUUUACAGAAAGGACGCCUCGAUCCCAUUUCGAGCUCCGUGAAACUUCACUAGUAUGGAAUUACAAGUACGCAGAUGUUGAGUUUGGAAGGCUCCAAGCGAGAGACUUGCUGCAGCAUCUAUGGACCGGCCCAAUCUCAAAUGCUGCCCUUGAUGUCGUCCAUGGAGGCCGUUCGGUGGAGGUUCGAGCUGUUGGUGUUACAAAGGGAGCAGCCAUUGAUCGCAUUCUUGGGGAAAUAGUGCAUAACAAAAACAUGAAGGCACCCAUUGACUACGUCCUCUGCAUCGGCCAUUUCCUCAACAAGGAUGAAGACAUUUACUCAUUUUUCGAGCCGGAGCUGCCGGCGAUGACACAUAUAUCGUCACGGGCCACUUCCCCUGACCCUUACGGCUACGCCAGCAGGGGGUCAAAGCCCAAGUUGCCAGGAAGCAGAACGCCCAAAUCGCAGGCCCACUUGAUGAAGCAGCGGUCAUUGUCAACACUGGAGAGAAGUAAUUUUGGGACGUCCAGUUGGCGGCAGCUGGGCAGAGACGACAGGGCCUCGUCGGCGUCGGCGUCGGCGGAGGGUGCGGCGUCGUCGUCGUCGUCGUCAUCGUCUCGCGGCCAUGAAGGGUCUUCCGUCCUAGAUCUGAAGGGCGAGAACUACUUCUCUUGUGCUGUCUCCAAGAAGCGAACCAACGCCAGGUAUCUGCUUCGGUCUUCAAGCGACGUGGUGGAGCUACUGAAGGAGCUCGCUGAUACGGUGCCGUAGCCGUGUGGUGGGAUGGUUUAUGUUUUGGAAUUUCGGCUUCGCAUCCAAUGUAUGUGUUACAAUAUUAUAGAUCCAUUUUAGGUUAGGUCAUUUGAUAAUGUCGUUUACAUUCACUGCCUGGCAAAAUGGUUUUGACACCAAGUAGAAUAGCAUCGAAGAUUUCAACCAUUUUGUUGAGGUUGCAGUGAAGCUGCUAAUCAAGCUCUUGCACUUUC